Astrephomene gubernaculifera is the source of this 754-nucleotide messenger RNA. The record is from the annotation of a GenBank genome assembly. NCBI's taxonomy places the organism in Eukaryota, Viridiplantae, Chlorophyta, Chlorophyceae, Chlamydomonadales, Astrephomenaceae.
CCCCACCACCGCCCGGUGUGAGAGCGCGCUGGUGGCUGUGCGCUUCCUGGGCUUCUUCCGCGUGUGGCGCGGCAGCAACACGGUGUUCGAUGGCGUGGACCUGUGGCUGCCGGAUGUGGUGUACGACACACAGGCGACCUACGUCCGCGUGCCUCCCUCCGCCCGCCGGGAGUGCGAGCAACUCGGUCUGAGCUUCCGAGAGGGCGUGCACGCCGCCAACCACGCCCUUCUCAACGUCGUACCGUUAUUCCUAACCGCCAACGGUAACGACCUCGGGACCGAGUGUGACAACCCCUACGACUCGCGCUACCGCAUUGAGCGGUUGCUGUUGUACGACAAACACCGCGGCGGCGGUACGGGUCUGGCGGCGGCAGCAGCGCCGCGUAUGCCGCAGCUGCUGGAGGCGGCGUAUGGUCGUGUGGUUGAGUGCGGGUGUGAGUACGGCAAGGGGUGUCCACAGUGUGUGCAGCACCUGGCGUGCCGUAACUACAAUGCGGUGUUGAGCAAGGCGGGGGCGGAGGUGGUGUUGAGGCAUGUGCUGAUGCAGGAACGGGAGCAUGCGGCGCAGGUGGCGGGGCAGGAGCAGCAGUGAGGAAGGGAGGGGCGGUGAGGAGGGGUGAGGGCGGUGAGGAGGGGAAUGUGAAUAGGUCGAGAAGCAACCGGAUGAGGGAAGGGAGGUGAUGGGAAGUCUGCUGCUGGUAGAAGUGAGCCGCUCGACCAGCCGCGAUCAGCCCUGUAACUGAAAAGGAGGAGA